GCACUCCAGACGAAGCGCCCCCACCUCCCCAGCUCUUUCCACCAGAAGUGUGGCCAAUUCCUGGUCUGCAUUAGUGCUUUCAGCUGCUGGGCCAUGAUGUGAGGCUGAAGUGUCCUCUGUUCAUCUUGAAACUGAUGUUUCUAGUCAUCCAAGGUAAAGACCGUGGUGACGGUCUGAGUGAUGUUGAAAAUAGAUCAUAAGUUAUGAGUCUAACUAUGGAUCUAUGAGACCAAACAAUGACCGUCACCAUCUCUUAGAGCAGGCUGAGGCUUUCGGGCCAGGGGAGGAGGCAGGCUCACCGGGGAGCUUUAUGGACAGCGAGCCAAGGCUCCAGAGGUCAGUCACAAGACAUUGUUCAUAUAUGUUCUUGAUGAUAGAGCGAUGAGGACACCAUUCAACGCAAAGACCAGGAUGAAUGUCAUAGUUCGGUCUCCUAGAUCCAUAGUUAGUCAUAAUUUACGUUAUACGGUGUGGGUUUGAUUUAUUAGUGUGGCACACACGCUGAGGUUUCUUCUAAUCUGUGGCUCCAGCAGAAAUGCAUUUUGGAUGAUGGGUGGCCACCAUGUUGAUUUUGUAGACUGUUCCCUGGUGCCAUUUGCCACGGACGCAGAUGAUUCCUUUUGUGGACGAUGGACAUGCGAUUGUACUGGUCAAAAUGGUGGGAAAUGCAUGUAUUGGCACCAUGUAAAUGGCAAAGCAUGAACUGCUUGACUGGUUAUGUAAGAUUAGGCAUAUAUUCUAAAUACUAGCUAUAUAUUUUGCAUAGACAUUUUAUUGAAGGUUACCUUUUAUCUCUCUAUGGGGUGGCCAGGCCAUGCUCUGGGACCUGAAUGAGGGAAAGCACCUGUACACCCUGGACAGUGGUUCAGCCCCAACCGUUACUGGCUGUGCCACUGGCCCAAGCAUCAAGAUCUGGGUAAAAGACUAUCCUGAAUAUGUUAUGACCAGAGUUGAAGGUUGAAUUGUGGUGAUGAAACUUUCAUGCCAACUGUAUUCUUUGAUCUUAGAGAGGCUGUUUCUGAGCCCUGUCAAGGAGGGGGGCUUACCACAUGAAAGGAACAUAGGAAAAUAAGAAUGUAGGGUAGGAGACAUUAGGAACAGGGGAAAGUUUGAAGUCUGAAGUCGUUCCCCACCUCUUCCCCAUUUUAGUUGAUCAGUAACUAACUUUACCAGCUUAGUGAACACAUUUUUAAUAUGGAACAGAACUCAUAUCCUCGCAUUUACGUAGAGAGAACCCUGGCUCUCAUUAAACCAGACGCCAUCCACAGAAGUGAGGAGAUCGAAGACGUUAUCCUCAAAUCGGGAUUCUCUGUGUUGCAGAAGCGGAAGCUGCAGCUAAGUCCAGAGCAAUGCAGCGACUUCUACGUAGACCAUUUUGGGAAGUUCUUCUUUCCCAACUUGUCUGCCUUCAUGAGCUCUGGCCCCAUCAUCGCCCUGACGCUGGCCCGCAGAAAUGCUGUUGCCUACUGGAGGAUUCUCAUGGGGCCUCUCAACAGCCCCAAGGCUCGAGAAACUCACCCAGAAAGCCUUAGAGCAAAGUAUGGCACUUGUGACCUGAAGAACGCACUCCACGGCAGUGAGUCAUUUUAUGCAGCUGAGAGGGAGAUCAAAUUCAUGUUCCCAAACUCUGUUAUUGAGCCCUUUCCUUCAAGAGAAGAAACCGAAGAAUACCUGAGCAAGCAUGUGAACCCAACUCUGGUUCGAGGGCUCACUCAGCUCUGCAAGCACAAGCCACUCAACCCCUGUGUUUGGCUAGCUGACUGGCUGAUCAAAAACUGUCCCAACAGGCCUCAAAUAUGUGAUGGAGCAGCUGUGGAAGACAGGAAGAAAUGGAAGAACACAUAAAAUCAGAUUGUAUACAUUCUAACAAACGCCUUCAGUCUUUCGCUAAAGAAAUACAAAUAAAAUGUAUUAUGAGCUUAAAGAAACUGUUUUAUGAAAAAAAAAAUAUAUAAGGAGUUUGAAUUGACGCAUAAUGAGAAUUAAAAUUCAGUAGAUUUACAUAAAUGGUCAAAAUUCUUUCAAUAAAUGACAAAUCGUCCGUUUUUCCACCA
Platichthys flesus (European flounder) is the source of this 2054-nucleotide messenger RNA. It is a transcript of the gene nme5, whose product is annotated as NME/NM23 family member 5. NCBI's taxonomy places the organism in Eukaryota, Metazoa, Chordata, Actinopteri, Pleuronectiformes, Pleuronectidae. Gene Ontology annotation, molecular function: nucleoside diphosphate kinase activity. The transcript has 5 exons. Gene Ontology annotation, biological process: GTP biosynthetic process; UTP biosynthetic process; negative regulation of oxidative stress-induced intrinsic apoptotic signaling pathway. The record is from RefSeq and is a predicted model, not a curated record. The coding region runs from base 1195 to 1845 and encodes 216 amino acids.